Humulus lupulus (European hop) is the source of this 432-nucleotide messenger RNA. RefSeq lists its product as uncharacterized. NCBI's taxonomy places the organism in Eukaryota, Viridiplantae, Streptophyta, Magnoliopsida, Rosales, Cannabaceae. The record is from RefSeq and is a predicted model, not a curated record. The coding region runs from base 1 to 432 and encodes 143 amino acids. The transcript has a single exon.
AUGUCACCAUAUCGUUUGGUGUUUGGCAAAGCUUGCCAUUUACCGGUGGAACUUAAGCACCGUGCUUAUUGGCCUAUUCAAACACUCAAUAUGGAUUUGCAACUCGCAGGAGAAAGGAGAAUGUUGCAGCUGAAUAAAUUAGACGAGAUGCUCUUAUUCUCUUGUGAAAAUGCCAAACUUUACAAGGAGAAAACAAAAAGAUGGCAUGAAAAGCACAUUCUACCAAGAGUGUUUGAAGAGGGCCAGCGAGUCUUGCUUUUCAACUCGCACUUGAAGCUAUUUCCUGGCAAGCUCAAGUCAAGGUGGCUUGGGCCAUUUACUAUUCCUAUGUUCUAUCCUUAUGGGGCUGUGGAGUUCAGAGGAAAUGAAGUAGGUGAAUUCAAGGUCAAUGGGCAUAGGUUGAAACACUAUUGGGGUGGUGAGGUUGAGUGA